UUCCCUCCGUCUCCACAGUGCCGUCGACUUCCUGAACGUGAUGACGUCAGACAUGACCGGGUACUUUGCGCAAAAGACGCCGUCCUUCCAAACGCCGGGAGCCGCCUUCCAGUCGGCCUCCUUCGCAAUGAAAUACUGGAAGAUGGCGAGCGCGCUACCCGGAAAGCUCAACAUGGGAAUCGGAGCGUUUGGACGCGUUUUCACUUUGGACCCCUCGGGCCAGGUUGAGCCGGUGCAGGGCAGCCUGACCGAUUUACCCGCCGGCAUCUGGUCCCGUUAUGAGGUGUGCUCUUUCUCCGCUUCAGCAGAUAUUUGGUUUGCCUUUGACAAAAAAACUGACAUUGAUGCAAAGGUACCCAAAUCAAAGCAAGUCAUCAAAAUGUGGCGAAAUGUCGUGCGUGCAGCGCAUAUAUUCAUCGUGUGCUUUUUCUUGUUCUCAUGGUCAUGCAGGUGCAAGUCAUUCAAAGUGAAGGCCUUGCCGGAGCCUUUGUCGUGUCUAUGGACCUGGAUGACUUUGACGGAAACUCCUGCACCGACACCAACGAUCUGCACCGACCUUAUGCCGUCACCGACCGUGUGCACGCCCAAUUAAACACCACCGUAAACCCCUCCGUCUAAUCAAACGGCCAAUCAAACAUCGAAACGGAGGUGGGGCCAACGGCGGCGGCAUCCUCCUUUGGGUUCACAGAAUG
This is a messenger RNA of Syngnathus typhle (broad-nosed pipefish), 692 nucleotides long. Its product is annotated as chitinase-3-like protein 1. Gene Ontology annotation, molecular function: chitinase activity; chitin binding. The transcript is spliced from 3 exons. Gene Ontology annotation, cellular component: extracellular region. Bases 41 to 592 code for a protein of 183 amino acids. The record is from RefSeq and is a predicted model, not a curated record. Gene Ontology annotation, biological process: carbohydrate metabolic process; chitin catabolic process. NCBI's taxonomy places the organism in Eukaryota, Metazoa, Chordata, Actinopteri, Syngnathiformes, Syngnathidae.